AUGUCUCCAGACAAUUCAGAGUCAACUGAGCCUCGCAGACCACCAACCUUCGAAGGCAGCGUCAACCUGAAAGACUUCAUGUUCCAGGGCAACGAUUCAUAUCCCAGGCGAAGUGCCCGGAUAUCAAAGUCAACCGAUGGCCCAGCCUCAAUACUACCUCGGCCAUCCUCACCUCCCAAGCGGAAGAAGAGGCGGGCACGAAGCACCCAGGAGGCAGACCAGGAGGCAGAUCCUCUGAGUCCCAGCAAGCCCAGCCCGAAGAAGAGAAAGCGUACGGCAUCUUCCUAUGCCCCUCCCUCUACCUACGCCCAUCUCCCCCUGUUGCCCGAUGCCAUCACCGCCAACCUCAUCGUCCAGUUCGUCGGGCUCAACCCGGGCAUCCAGACCGCCCGCUCCGGCCACGCCUACGCGCACCCCUCCAACCUGUUCUGGAAGCUCCUCUUCUCGAGCGGCAUCACCCCGCGGCUCUGCUCUCCAACCGAGGACCGCCAGAUGCCCGAGCUCUACUCCCUGGGCCUGACCAACAUCGUCGGGCGGCCCAGCCGCAACGGCGCCGAGCUCAGCAAGGCGGAGAUGGACGAGGGGGUCGCCAUCCUGGAGGAGAAGGCGAGGAAGUGGCGCCCGGAGAGCAUGUGCAUCGUGGGCAAGAGCAUCUGGGAAAGCAUCUGGCGCGUCAGGCACGGCCGCGCCAUCACUAAGAGUCAGUUCAAGUACGGCUGGCAGGACGCGAGCGAGAACAUGGGCGUUAUUGACGGUGAGUGGGAGGGCGCGCGCGUAUUUGUUGGUACCAGCACCAGCGGGCUGGCUGCCACGCUUUCUCCAGCAGAGAAGCAGAGGAUAUGGAGCGAGCUUGGGAGCUGGGUCAAGGAAAGGAGAGCGGAGCGGGAGGCUGAGCAAGAGGAGGCGAGCUGA
Molecule: messenger RNA, 912 nt
Organism: Clonostachys rhizophaga
Lineage: Eukaryota; Fungi; Ascomycota; Sordariomycetes; Hypocreales; Bionectriaceae
Source: the annotation of a GenBank genome assembly